AUGACCCUGCGCUCGGCCGAAUCCUCGGAUGGCACCGACAGGGCUGGGGCCGAGUGGGAAGCUGGAGGAGCCGCGGCGGAACCUGCUGAAGGGGAACGCCUGGACUCUGCCAUGCGGGAGUUGAGAUGCGCGGGAUGGUAUUGGGGAAGCAUGAGUGUUGCAGAAGCAAAGGAAAGAUUACAAGAAACAUCUGAAGGGACUUUCUUGGUCAGAGACAGCUCUCACUCAGAAUAUUUACUUACUAUUUCAGUCAAAACCUCAGUAGGUCCUACCAACUUACGAAUAGAAUUUCAAGGUGGUAAAUUCAGUCUGGAUUCUGUUAUCUGCAUUCGAUCAAGACUCCAGCAAUUUGAUAGUGUGGUUCACCUAAUUGAAUAUUAUGUCCUUAUGUGCAAGGAUAGAAGAAUGGUUUCUGAAAUACCUUCCAAUGGAACAAUCCAUCUUUAUCUGAACAAACCUCUCUAUCAUUCAACACUGUCUCUACAGCAUCAGUGUAGAGUAGCAAUAAACAGAUAUACAAGUAAAAUCCAGGAACUUCCGUUACCAACAAGAUUGAAGGAAUUCUUAAAGGAAUAUCGAUAUCGGGUAUAAGCAUCUACUCAGCCUCAUUUUAAGAAAACAGGUCCUGAAUACAAUUUGUAAGAAAUCAAAAUCUUCAGCUGCAUGAACGUAUCAUGUAGGUCACUGUGAAAAUGGUAUGUUAUUGUGUAUGUUUGUGGAUUUUAGUAGAGGACUUGGAUUUAAUGUUCACUAUUACAACUUUGGUGCUCAGUAAGCUCCCUGAUGGUAUUAGAAUUACAAGCUGGGGGAAAAUGUGUUUCAGUGGGAACAAGUGCCUACAAGAGAAUGGUUCAUUGCUCUUUGAUACCUAUGCACUCACUUUGUUCUUAAUAUAAAUGAGGCAGUUUUGUAUGGUUCUCUUACAGAGAGCCAUCUUGUGAAAUAUUACUA
Molecule: messenger RNA, 951 nt
Organism: Protobothrops mucrosquamatus (brown spotted pit viper)
Lineage: Eukaryota; Metazoa; Chordata; Lepidosauria; Squamata; Viperidae
Gene: SOCS2
Product: suppressor of cytokine signaling 2
Exons: 2
Coding region: 1-591 (196 amino acids)
Biological process (GO): intracellular signal transduction; phosphatidylinositol phosphate biosynthetic process
Cellular component (GO): phosphatidylinositol 3-kinase complex
Molecular function (GO): 1-phosphatidylinositol-3-kinase regulator activity
Source: RefSeq, a predicted model, not a curated record